Molecule: messenger RNA, 2069 nt
Organism: Heteronotia binoei (common prickly gecko)
Lineage: Eukaryota; Metazoa; Chordata; Lepidosauria; Squamata; Gekkonidae
Gene: SLC7A7
Product: solute carrier family 7 member 7
Exons: 10
Coding region: 219-1745 (508 amino acids)
Biological process (GO): amino acid transmembrane transport
Cellular component (GO): membrane
Molecular function (GO): L-amino acid transmembrane transporter activity; basic amino acid transmembrane transporter activity
Source: RefSeq, a predicted model, not a curated record
UAGUGCUGAGGUAGGCUCCCCCUGCCCCCACCUGCCAUCAGACGGACCUUGGACUCGGUCAAUGGCUCACCCUCCCUUACCCCCUCUCACCCCGCCCCCGCCACCCGGCUUAGUUCCUCAAGUUAAAAGUGCUGUCCCAGGGACUUCUUUCUCUUAAUUACGAAGCUGGCCUGGGUGUUGCUGCCAGACCAGGAGGGGAGAACGAAGCCUGGAACGCUAUGGCCAAGACCACCCACUACGCAGCAGCCUCCCACGAAGACCCUCCCGCCAAAGCGGUAUCCAACGGCACCUCGGCCUCCUCCCAGCAGCCUCCCGAGGAAUCCAUGCAACUGAAGAAGGAGAUCUCCCUGCUGAAUGGCAUCAGCUUGAUCGUUGGCAACAUGAUCGGCUCGGGCAUCUUUGUCUCGCCCAAGGGGGUCUUGAUGUACAGCGAUUCCUACGGCCUCUCCCUGGUCGUCUGGGCCGUGGGGGGCCUCUUCUCCGUCUUCGGGGCCCUCUGCUACGCCGAACUGGGCACCACCAUCAAAAAGUCGGGGGCCAGCUACGCCUACAUCUUGGAGGCUUUCGGGGAGCUGCCGGCUUUCAUCCGACUCUGGACCUCCCUCCUCAUCAUCGAGCCCACCAGCCAGGCGGUCAUCGCCAUCACCUUUGCCAACUACCUGGUGCAGCCCAUCUUCCCGUCCUGUGAGGCCCCGUACCUGGCCGCCCGCCUCUUGGCUGCAGUCUGUAUCUGCUUACUCACUUUUGUGAACUGUGCCUACGUGAAAUGGGGCACCCGGGUGCAGGAUCUGUCCACCUACGCCAAGGUGCUGGCCCUCAUUGCCGUGAUCAUCGCCGGCAUCGUCUGCAUCGGACAAGGACGUUCUGAGAACUUUGCCGACUCUUUUGAAGGCUCCUCUUGGCAAGUGGGGACCAUCGCUUUGGCCCUGUACUCUGCUCUCUUCUCCUACUCGGGAUGGGAUACCCUCAAUUUUGUCACUGAAGAAAUCAAGAACCCCGAAAGGAACCUGCCUCUCGCCAUCGGCAUCUCCAUGCCUAUCGUCACAGUGAUCUAUAUCAUGACCAACGUGGCGUAUUACUCGGUGCUGAGCAAAAUGGACAUUCUGGCCAGUGACGCAGUGGCUGUGACCUUUGCCGACCAAGUGUUUGGAGUGAUGAACUGGACCAUUCCGUUGGCUGUAGCGCUGUCCUGCUUUGGAGGCCUCAAUGCCUCCAUUUUAGCAGCCUCCAGGCUGUUUUUUGUUGGUUCCCGUGAGGGUCACCUGCCCGACGCCAUCUGCAUGAUCCACGUCAAGCGGUUCACACCCGUCCCGGCCCUUCUCUUUAACGGAGCCAUGGCUUUGGUCUACCUCUGCGUCGAGGACAUCUUCAAGCUGAUCAACUACUACAGUUUCAGCUAUUGGUUCUUCGUCGGCCUCUCAAUCGCAGGGCAGCUCUAUCUGCGCUGGAAAGAGCCGUCAAAGGAACGGCCGCUCAAGCUGAGCAUCGUCUUCCCGGUGGUCUUCUGCCUCUGCACCAUCUUCCUGGUUGCCGUCCCCCUCUACACGGACCCCAUCAAUUCCGCCAUCGGGAUCGCCAUAGCCGCUUCCGGGCUGCCUUUCUACUUCCUAGUGGUGCGGGUCCCCGAGCGCAAGAGGCCGGAGUGUCUUCGGCGGGCCGUUGCCUCCGUGACGCGGCUGAUCCAAAUCCUGUGUUCGUCCGUCCUGACGGAGAUGGAUCCCGACAUAGACGCCAAGUCUCAGUGAUGGAGAGACUGCCGGCGGGGGGGGGGGGGGGGGGCUGGAAUCUCCUCCCUGCCCUUUCCUUCGAUGACAGACUCUUUCCUGCCCUCUAAUUUAUUGUUUGCUACGUUGCUGGACUAGGGGAUGGAGAGCUGCUGGUGGAACGGAGGGGCUUCCUCCGUGGCGCACAGGACCUCAGACUAACCAUUGCAUCCCCAAUAAACUCUCAGCACUCCACAAAUUCAACUGGGAUUGUGAUCUGGGGCUUAGCAUCAACUUCACCCUCCAACCAUCGGUCCAGUGUUUUGGUUUGCUCAUGCUCCUCAGUAAAAAGUUUUUCUUCUUGGU